Molecule: messenger RNA, 4438 nt
Organism: Cynocephalus volans (Philippine flying lemur)
Lineage: Eukaryota; Metazoa; Chordata; Mammalia; Dermoptera; Cynocephalidae
Gene: TMEM268
Product: transmembrane protein 268
Exons: 9
Coding region: 447-1478 (343 amino acids)
Source: RefSeq, a predicted model, not a curated record
GGGAGCCUGUCCCAGGUCCCGGCGCCCGGGGGGGCGGGUGGCCCGACCGCCGCAGACGCGCGCACGUGGUCGGCGGGGGCUCCGUGCGGCCUCCCGCGGGCCGUCCGGCUGAUGAAACGCAGCCUCCCGGCUCGGCUCGGCCGCGGGCCCGGGAGCGGCGUUCCCUCGUGGCCCCGAGGCCGGCCGGGCGUGCGGCUCCUCCCGGUGGGAUGACGGAGCGGGGCCGGCCGGGCCGAGGGCGGGCCCGGGAAGACGGCGCGGCGCGGGAGGCGGGCGGAGCGGCGGAGGCUGCGGCGCGGAGGGGCGCGAGCCCCCGACCUUCCGCGUCCUCAGGCGGCGGUGGCUCCGGCGGCGGCGGCGCCGGCGGCAAGUGAAGCUGAGCCGGCUGUUCCAGAAUGAACCACAGCUCUGAGAAGGGGAAGUAGCAAGACAGCUGGCUCUCUGCCAUGGCCUGUGAACCACAGAUGGACCCCGGCGAGGUGGCUGACCCAUUGCCCACCUCCUCUACUGGCCGGAGUGCCCUGCCUAGAGGGACCCCUCCCAGCUGGGGGCCAGAGCUCCGCAAUGGCCAGGUCCUCACAGUUCUCCGGAUCGACAAUGCCUGUGCCCCCAUCUCCUUUGACCUGGGAGAUGCAGAAGAGCAGCUGCAGACGUGGGGCAUUCAGGUCCCAUCCGAACAGUACAGGAGCUUGGCUGAGAGUGCCCUUUUGGAGCCCCAAGUGAGAAGAUACAUCAUCUACAACUCGAGGCCCAUGCGGCUGGCCUUUGCUGUGGUUUUCUACAUGGUGGUAUGGGCCAAUAUCUACUCCACCAGCCAGAUGUUUGCCCUGGGCAACCACUGGGCAGGCAUGCUGCUUGUGACCCUGGCUGCCGUGAGCCUGACCCUCACUCUCGUGCUCGUCUUUGAGAGACACCAGAAGAAGGCCAACGCCAACACGGACCUACGGCUGGCGGCUGCCAAUGGAGCCCUCCUGAGACACCGGGUGCUGCUGGGGGUGACGGACACGGUGGAGGGGUGCCAGAGCGUGAUUCAGCUCUGGUUUGUCUACUUCGACCUGGAGAACUGUGUGCAGUUUUUGUCGGAUUAUGUUCAAGAAAUGAAGACUAGCCAAGAGUCCUUGCUGAGAAGCAGACUGAGCCAGUUAUGUGUUGUGAUGGAGACUGGGGUGAAUCCCACAACGGCGGAGGAGCCUGAGGAUUUGGAGGGUGCCCCUCUCCUGCCCAGCAGCCCUCGUCUUGAGGAGACACCAGUCAUGCAGACUGAGCUUCGCCAGCUCGUUCCUGAGGCUGAGCCUGAGGAAAUGGCACGGCAGCUGCUGGCAGUGUUUGGUGGCUACUACAUCCGGCUCCUGGUGACCUCCCAGCUCCCCCAGGUAGUGGGGACAAGACACAUGGACUCUCCGAGGGUUCCAUGCCCCUGCCAGCUCAUAGAAGCCCACAUCCUGGGCACAGGGUGCUGCCCAUUCCUGGCCAGGUGACCUAGGGGUGCAGGUACUCAUCUUCCUCCAAGACUGAGAAGUGGGAGAGGCCUCAUGAUGAGGAGAGAAGCAUGGGUGCACUCUAAAAGGUCAGUCAUCUCAGCAGCAGGGGUGUCUUGCUCGCUCCAGGGCUCUGCACAAAAAUGCCUUGUUGAGACUCCAUACUAAACCCUGGCCUUUGCAGAAGCUGAUGGGUGUUGAGCUGGUCAUGCCCCAGGCUACUCUCUGUGCUACUCUGAACUGCGGACGUGGAUGGAAGGGCUGGUCUCCCAUCCCUUUCAUUGCGCAAGAGCCCAGGAAAUGUGAAGAUAACCAGACCAGGCACAUCGUGUGUCUGAAGCUUGAUCUCAGAUGAUGCUCCCAUUCCCAACCCCUUCCAGUCAGAUGGGGAAACUGAGGCUCCGAGAAGCAGUUGCUCUUUAUGGCAUUGCCUCGUUCCAAGCUGAAAAAAAAGAAGUAAAUUCCCAGAAUUUCCUCCAUUUUUAAGUUUUUCUCUCCCUAUAUUUUAUGAAAAACAGUGGCCCUGUGCUUGUCGUCUGCUAGCACACAGGCUGCAGAAGACAGAGGUGGAAGAUGGAAGACAGAAGAAAGAGAGAAAGGGCAGGUAACUAUUAAUAGGCAUGUUUAGAGAAGACUGGUUCUGAUUGGCUUGAGGACUUCUUUGGUUCAAAGGCAUGCACGCUUGGCCGUGUGGUUUUAUACUGCAGACAUGGAGCCAGCAGUCGUGUUUUCUGAACACUAACAUUGUCCCUGCAUGAACUGUAAUCAGUUACUCGUGCAAUUCUGUGAAAGGCUCAGAGGCUUCUAGGUGUUCUGUUCCUGAACAAGUUUGAAGACCUGUUGUUCCUUAGACCCAAGUCCAAAAGCCCUGGCCUGGCUUCCCAGCCCCCGAGACCGGGACUUCGUUUGCGGUAGUGGCUGUAUCUCUCCCCAAACCCUUCAUAAGUUGAAACUCUUUCCUGGACUGACAUACAUAUUCCUUUCUAUCUGAUGGACUUCCAUUCAUGCUUCAAAGCCCAGCUUUUCUUACCUGUCCUUUAGAAAGCCUUCCAACAUCACCAGCCCUGCUGCUCUCUGCCUUCUUUAAAUUCUUGACACAGCUUCUGCCUGCACUGAUGUUUUACGUUAUUGAUUUUAUUUUUCUGUGCACAGGCCUGUUUUACUAGCUAGACUGUAAACUCCUCAAGGACAAAUACUGCACCUUAUGUGCAUGACCUGGACCUGCUAAGGAAGAAAAAAUCCUGUGGAUUGAUUGCUUUGCCGUCUGCAUAGCAGUUUCUGCAAAUUGUUCUCCAAAGUCAGUAGAAUGAUGAGAUUGGUAUGGACCUGGGUUCUGGAUCUGAUCUGCCACUUCUAACCGUGUAACUUUUGGCAAGUCUUUCUUUGGAUGGUCCUCAGUUUGACCAUCUGUAUAAUGGGUGUGUUGGAUGAUUUUUAAGGGCCCUUCCAGGACCAAAGUUCUGAGAAUUGCCAGCUUAUUUUGCUCCCUCGUAGCCCUUGGCAUGUCUGUCUGUUAUGCCUUUAUUUACAUAAGGUCCUACAGCCCCACAUGGCUGAAGUAUCCUGGGCCUGAUAAUGCCCUUAGACAGAACACUGGCUUAGCUAGCAGCAGGCCUGGAUUCAUGUCCCAGAUUUGCUGCUUCCUUGCUGUGUGACCUUAGCUAAGUCACUUAACUUCCCUGAGUAUCAGUUCACUCCUUUAUAAAGUAGAUCUGGUGAACAUGAAAUGUAAUAAUCCAAGUGACUUGCUGUGUAAGAGAUGGGUCUGACUAUUCGCAUUUUCUGUGCCAGAGAAGAGAAAUCAGUUGUAAACCAGCUCCUGGAAAUGGCUGUUUUAGGCAUUUAUCUUUAGCUAAGUCUGAGGGCAGCUUUACUCAAUGAAAUUAUUCACAAAGGCGAUCACUGUCUUUCUGACCUGACACAGACGAAAUGUCAGCUGUGAAUGUGAUCAAUGGGAGCCUGUGUUUAUCAUCCAAUCAUAAAACUCCAGUAAAUAUACAGAGAAUCAAAAUGUGUUUGAUACAUGGCAAAACAGCAGUUUUUAAGGUUUACUUAAAGAGCCCUUGAUGUGUGCUUUCCUGCCUUUUCCUCUCCGGAAUUUCUGACGGUCUUCCCUGGUGGGUGGGGCAUUCAGAGUGUACCCUCAAUGUACAUUUCUCUGCAUCUGUGCCUCAGUUUCCUCAUUUAUAAACUCCCCAAGAUCUCUUGUCUUGCCUUGCUAUGGUUUGAAUGUUGGCCCCUCCAAAGCUCAUAUUGUAGGCUUAAUCCCCCAAAUAAUAUUUGAAAGGUGGGGCCUUUAGGAGAUGAUUGUACCACGAUGGCAAUGUGCUCAUGAAUGGAUUGAUCCAUUCAGGGAUUAAUGGGUUCAUGGGUGAAUGGUUAUCACAGUAGUGGCACGAGGGGAUUUGUAAGGAGAGGAAGAAAGCUGCUAGUGUGCUCUUGCUCAGCCUUCGCUAUGUGAUACCCUGCAUUGCCAUGGGACUCUGUAGAGAGUUCCCACCAAGAGGAAGGCCCUCAUCACAUGUGCCCCCUGGAUCUUGAGCUUCCCAGCCUCCAAAACUGUAAUAAAUUAAAAUAAAUAAAUAAAUAAACUACCCAGUUUCAGGUAUUCUGUUAUUAGCAACAGAAAACUAAUACACACCUACUUCACAGGGGUUUUGUGAAGAUUAGAUACCACAUACACUAGCUCCUGAGUCUUGGGCUCUUUGGUAAUCAUAGGCACUGCAGUGUCAUGAAGAGGGAGUGAAGCCAGUAGCUCAUUGCUUGGUUUCUAGGGUCAUGUUUAUUCAAGUCCAAGUUCUGCCAUUUAAGAGCAGCGUCCUUCAUGUCAUUGGGUCUCACUCCUCAUCUAUAGAAUGGGGAGGUUAAGAGCAAGCUGGUGACUUUGGGCCAGAGACUCACUCUCUCUGUACCUCUAUUUCCUCGUCUGUGAAGAGGGCGAUGUGAGAACAGGGAGGAUC